AUGACUGACCACGAGAGCCUAGUAGGCUCAUAUAUCCACCUCGCAAAGGAGCAGCGAGCAAGUGAUGCACUCCACACAUUAAAGAAGAUUGCCUCACAGGUAAAGCCGAUGAUGAGGGCUCGCGGCUGGAAAGUCGGCCAGUUGACAGAGUUUUAUCCCGACCAAACAAAUCUACUAGGCUUAAACGUAAACAGAGGAGCAAAGAUAUGUCUCCGACUACGCUACCCCGGAGACAGGAACCAGUUCCUACCGUUUGAAAAUAUCCUCGACACCAUGCUCCACGAACUGGCGCACAUUGUCCACGGCCCGCACAACCAGCAGUUCCACGCGCUAUGGGACCAACUCCGCGACGAGUGUCAAGGCCUGAUCAUGAAGGGAUACACCGGCGAGGGAUUCCUCGGCCACGGACAGCGACUAGGCGGCGCCAGAAUGCCAGACCGGGAGGCACGUCGUCUUGCGCGCGAAGCCGCAGAGAAGCGACGCAUUCGUGCAACUAUCAGCAAGGGUUCGGGCCAGAAGCUGGGUGGCUCUGCACCGCGACCAGGACAGGAUAUUCGACAGAUUAUCGCGAGUGCGGCUGAGAGACGGAACGUUGUUCUCAAGGGAUGCGGAAGCCAGCGCUUCAACGAUAGGGAAAUUGUUGAAAUUGCUGAUACGGCCACGAGGAAUGGGUUCAGGACACAGGCCGAGGAGGAUGAAGCGAAUGAAACUGCAAUCGCUCAGGCACUCUGGGAACUUGUCCAGGAAGAUGAGAAGACGAAAUACGGCACGUCAUACGUGCGGCCAUCGGCUAACCAUCCGGAAGGUAAAGGCGGAGGAUCACUUAUACCAACGAUAGCUGCGGCUGGAGCUGGAGAUGAAGCACUGGCUCCUGCUGCCGGUCCAGCGACAGCCAGCCGGGAACCGACAGCCCGGGAUGCAGGCACAAAUGGGACUGAGAACACGAGAGAACCAAACUUUUGGGUAUGCGAGACCUGCACGUUACAUAAUCCACUGGCAUAUCUCGCCUGCGAAGCAUGUGGUUCAGAACGGACACAAUCCAAAAGAGCACGACCUGCAGACUAUUCAAGCGAACCGGCAAAGAAGAGCAGUAUGACUGCAUCUACCACGGGUACCAUAGACUUGACGCGAGAUAGUCCACCGAAGAAGAAGAGGCAUGACGGUGCUGUACCAGGCAAGAAGGCGACGUCCACCUCGGAUCCGUCGCCUUCAACUGCUGCCGAAGCGCCCUGGGUGUGGAUAUGCAGCUUCUGUGGGACAGCUAUGGAGCGACAGUGGUGGACGUGUUCCCUAUGUGGCAAGAUGAAGGAGAGCUCUAAAUGA
Pochonia chlamydosporia 170 is the source of this 1323-nucleotide messenger RNA. Its product is annotated as zinc ion binding protein. The record is from RefSeq and is a predicted model, not a curated record. The transcript is spliced from 2 exons. NCBI's taxonomy places the organism in Eukaryota, Fungi, Ascomycota, Sordariomycetes, Hypocreales, Clavicipitaceae. Bases 1 to 1323 code for a protein of 440 amino acids.